GUUCAGCUCUGGACUGGCGCUGAAUCGUCUGAAAGUGCGACGAAAGACGGCCAAUAUGCUCGCAGUGCACAGUAUCAGAACGAAUCUGCGGAUUUGCGGAGCCGCAGACCCUUUCUUUCAGACCAGCAAUAUCUCGAAAGAAAACCCCUUCUAUCUCAGGAUCACCAGCAGAAGAGGCAUCACCGACGAGCUUCACCAGCGUGGAAUCGCCUGACGAACCACCGGUCAACAUGCUUCAUGCUGAGCUGCUUUGCCACCUAUUCACUGAGACUCUUCCGUCGGUUUGCGACAACAGCAGUCAUCAGAUGAUCUGGUCCUCUCCCGAGAUCCUUCAGUGCUGCUCCAAGGUCCCAUAUCUCGCAAAUGAGCUCUUGGCCCUCGCAGCCACGCACAUCAGUAUUAUCCGCCCUGCCCAGCGGGAGCAAUACCGGGAUCAUGCCACUCAGUUACAGAUCCAUGCCUUGCGAACAUUCUACAGCGCAGCCGACCCGGACAUCACGCCUCGCUUCCUCUUCUCCUCCAUUCUCAGCUUGCAUACGCUAUGCGCAACCCUGCUCUUCCGCGACACCAACUUCGAUGCCUUUCUCAAUUCAUUCGUUCAUUAUCUCCGCUUGCAUCGCGGUGUACGCACUGUCCUCGGAGGCAGUUGGCGCGCUUUGAGGGAGACGACAGCCCUGGGGCCGGUAUUGGGCGCCGCGGAGUCUCAGCUGCAGUCGGAGGGGAGUCUUGGCCCUGCGUGCAGUCGCCUGCUGACACUCGUCCAACAGGCCAAGUUGGGUCCCUCCGUCACCGCAAUUUAUCAAGAUGCGAUCGGAGGGCUACAGUUGGCGAUGACCUCGGCCGCCUCUCCCGGAGCGUGGGAGGACUGCACUCCGGCGGUUCUUGCGUGGCCGGCAAGUGUUCCCUUGGAGUACAUCGAUCUUCUUCAGCGCCGGAGCCCUGAUGCUCUUGCGGUGCUGGCACAUUACGGCAUUGUCCUCCAUGCACAUCGCCAUCGCUGGUUCUUGGGCGAUGGCGGACGGUAUCUGAUCGAAUCCAUUCGCGAGUCCCUUGGACCUGAGUGGGCGGAGUGGAUGGUUUUUCCCGAUCAGGCUUUGGAGUCUAUAGUUACGCUUGAUCCACUUGACGGGGCUGUAACUGGUCAAGAUGAAGGGUAUACUGGCUUGGGCGCUUGUGCUGGCUAGAUACAAUUCGAAGA
Messenger RNA from Aspergillus japonicus CBS 114.51, 1198 nucleotides. RefSeq lists its product as uncharacterized. Gene Ontology annotation, molecular function: DNA-binding transcription activator activity, RNA polymerase II-specific. The coding region runs from base 231 to 1184 and encodes 317 amino acids. Gene Ontology annotation, biological process: regulation of transcription by RNA polymerase II. The transcript has a single exon. The record is from RefSeq and is a predicted model, not a curated record. NCBI's taxonomy places the organism in Eukaryota, Fungi, Ascomycota, Eurotiomycetes, Eurotiales, Aspergillaceae.